Magallana angulata is the source of this 515-nucleotide messenger RNA. RefSeq lists its product as uncharacterized. Lineage: Eukaryota; Metazoa; Mollusca; Bivalvia; Ostreida; Ostreidae. The record is from RefSeq and is a predicted model, not a curated record. Bases 39 to 515 code for a protein of 158 amino acids. The transcript is spliced from 4 exons.
AUUACGGCGCCAUUCCAUUUACUGAACGAAGUAUAGAUAUGCCUAUGGAAUUAGAAAUCAUCUUAUUGAUAUUUGUGACUGCCAUCUUACAGACACUGGAAGCAAGCAGCUACUCAUGCCCCAUAUCAAGAGCAACAGUGCAGGUUGUAGAUGAUUGUCCAGACACUGAAGAUAAAUGGAAAGAGGCUGCAGCUAGGAAGAACUGUGAAGCUUAUGCCAGUCAAUGUGAUGAACCUGAUAGGCUUUUGUACCACUGUGUUAUCAACACAGAUAUUAGUCAGACAUUGGAAGUGUGUGCAUAUGCACAAAACAUUGUUUUAGGUCAUUGUACAGAAUACAGUAGCCUUGGGAAUUUGAUUCAGCCCCAUCUCGAUACAAACUGUUUGCUGUUUACAGUUAAGCAAUGCCCACUGUUUUAUCGAUCAGAUGAAGCUUACAAAUAUCCAGGUUGUUAUAAUUUGACAAAGACAGAAAAUUCUACGUUUGCUUUACCUGACACUCUCUUGAACACGUAA